Closterium sp. Naga37s-1 is the source of this 360-nucleotide messenger RNA. Lineage: Eukaryota; Viridiplantae; Streptophyta; Zygnematophyceae; Desmidiales; Closteriaceae. The record is from the annotation of a GenBank genome assembly.
GGUGACAACUGUUCGUCUAUCAGCACCCAUCUUGGAUUCGCGUCGACUGACCUUAUAAUUCUGAAUCCCAGCCUCGACUGCUCCAAGCCCAUCAAGGCAGGCCACUCUCUGUGCCUCGAGCGCAACGCCACCUUCGCCUUCACCAACCCUAAGUGCUUGCAGUACGGCAUGCUCACAGCACAGGACACGUGUGAGGGCCUGCUGCAGAAGGGUUUGGAGUCUGGUGAGGAGGAACCUGAGGGGCCGGUAGCAGUGACUGCAGAGAGCUGGGUUGACCUCUACCGCAACAAUCCCGGCCUCAUCUGUCCCCGCACCACUCCUGCGUCCAGCGCCACUGUUGCCAGUGUGAACAGCGUGCAG